Messenger RNA from Vanrija pseudolonga, 1128 nucleotides. RefSeq names its product UPF0644 protein (gene SPAPB2B4.06). The transcript is spliced from 6 exons. The record is from RefSeq and is a predicted model, not a curated record. Bases 98 to 1033 code for a protein of 311 amino acids. NCBI's taxonomy places the organism in Eukaryota, Fungi, Basidiomycota, Tremellomycetes, Trichosporonales, Trichosporonaceae.
UGCACACUCACCACGCUAACAAAGUCGCAUCUUUGCGUUGUCUUUGCUUUCUCAGCAUCAUCCAUCUUCUUGCAUUAGACAUAGAAUAGAAUACACAAUGGCAGCACUCCGUCUCGCCCUCCCCGCCCUCCGCGCCGGCGCACGCGUCGCCGCCGCGCCCUCCAUCACGCCCGUCGCGCCCCGCCGCGCCUUGUCGUCCACGACGCGCGCGCUCGCCGAGGCCGUCGCGACGCCUGCUGCGCCGGCGCAGGGGUUCGCCGGCGCCAAGCCUAAGAGCUCGGGCGCUGGCCGUCGCUGGGGAAUCAGGCUCGCUGUCCUCCUCGCCGUCCCCGUCGCGUACUUUGCCGGAGCGGUCGCGCCGCCCAAGGUCGUCCUCCUCCUCUCGCCCCGCUACUCGCCCCCUCCCCCCGACAAGGACAGCAAGCACGGCAAGGCGCUGACCGAGGACGUGGAGCGCGAGCUGCAGGACCUGUUUGUCGUCGCUGAGAUGCGUACCAAGAAGGACUGGUACGAGGCGCGCCCUUACGAGCGCUUCGACCCCCAGAAGGUGCACAACUCGCUCACGGCGGGCUCGCUCCGCGGCCCAGGCAAGCUUGCCAUCCCCCCUCUUGCCUUUGCCAAGAACGACGAGUCUGAGGCUGUUUUGAUUGUCCACCUCGGCCGCGCGCUCUGCGGACACGACGGCAUCAUCCACGGCGGCCUCAUCGCGACCGUGUUCGACGAGAGCCUGGCACGCAAUGCGCUCAUGAACAUUGACACGCAUAUCGGCGUCACCGCCACCCUGACGCUCAACUACCGCUCGCCUUGCAUGGCCGACCAGUUUGUGAUUGUGCGCACCAAGCUCGACGACAAGCAGGGCCGCAAGAUCCGCGUCAGUGGCACGAUGGAGACGCUGGACGGCGAGCGGAUUGCCGAUGCAAACGCUCUGUUUGUCGAGCCAAAGUGGGCCCAGUUCCUGCAGAGCAGUGGCGUCACCGAGGCCCUCGGUGCCCCAACAUCGCGGCCCAACCCGGCUGCUGAGCGCGCGGUUUGAGUGGCACUUGGGCGCUGGCGCGCCUGAUGAGAGAUGUUGUAGAAUUGGCUUCCCCACUAGGUUUUGUAUCUUCUUAUAUGAACUCUUGAACGAGG